Molecule: messenger RNA, 489 nt
Organism: Acanthocheilonema viteae
Lineage: Eukaryota; Metazoa; Nematoda; Chromadorea; Rhabditida; Onchocercidae
Source: the annotation of a GenBank genome assembly
AUGUCUACUGAAUCGUUGUAUGCUGCAGUAAACGAGGUUUUAAAAAAGCUUGUGGCAGAAGCGAUAGCGGCAGAGAAAUGUAUGAAGAUUGUUCAUAGGACGACAAAGAAAAAGAUUGCUCCUGACAAAAUGGAAGAAAUCCUGAAAACUGCGAAAGAUGAACUACAGGAAUCGGUAUUAAAUGGUGUUAGCCAGGUAAUCCAUAACGACGAGACUUGUGAUUUGCAAUAUAUGCUAUCAAGCCAUUGUUUUAUGUGCAUGCUUAUUAAGAGGUUAUCCGGAAGUGAAGCUAAUAAGGAAGCAAGAUGGCGUCCAAGUGGCAUUCCCUCGGAUGACAUUACUGGCCAUUUACAACCAGUUAUGUUUGACAUUGAGGAGAAUUUGAUUCGUUUGAGAUGCAAACUAGAGAGUGAAAUUCAGGCAAACAAGGCUCAAGCAAUGAUGCGAGAAGCAACAUUAUCUAACCAUAUCGUUCGCUCCCUACCAUAA